AUGGAAUCGAGGCUUGUGGGCCGCCGAUGCAACGACGUCCACAAGGGACAUCGCGUGUGCGUGAAGAGGGAGGUGACAAGGAGAUGGCGGUGGAUCGACGGAGAAAGGGGCGAUGAGAGGGGGUUGACAUCGACGAUGGGAGGUGGCAGUGAGAGGAGGAUGCGCUACACCGGCGAUGGAGCUUGGGCAGCAGCCGGUGACGAUGAUGGAUCGGGCGAGAUUGCACCGAACGGGAGAGGGGAAAGGGAUUGGGUGAGAAUGAGCGGAAAAUCUAAGGGGUUGGAGUACUCAAAGAAUUCAAUAACAUCUUUAAAGUUAUCGACAAACUCUAAUCAAGUCGAUCAACCUAAGGCGAAUUUGCCGAUCGUCAUAGUCAUAGGAGUGGUGGCAGUGGUUGGGCUAGUUGCUGUGUUCUUGAUCUUUGUGUGCGCUUGUUGCUGUGCCAAGAAGAAGAAGAGGCCUCACGAUACAAUGAAAUACUAUUCCGAUCCUUCAUUCAAAGGUGAUGUUAUCAAAUUCUCAUCGCCAAUUCUUAUCUUAAUUUUAUUUGUCCUCAAACAAAUUCAUGUGCGAUCUGUAGACAGUGGCUUUUACAGUGCGCCACCUCCAAAGUGGCACCAUGGAGACCAUGCAGUUAAAGUCGGGCCAGUACUGCAGGGGCUGCCCUGUAGCAUGACGAAGCACGAUGAUAUGAGUGUAGGAUUUACAGAAACCCACUGCCCAAAACCCUUGCCGCCUCCCUCCCCCAUCGUCGCCCUUGCGGCGUUCAACAGUAGCACGUUCACGUACGAGGAGCUCGUAGCGGCCACAAGUGGCUUCUCCCCUUCCAAUCUGCUUGGGCAAGGAGGGUUUGGGUACGUCUAUAAAGGAGUGCUGCCCAACGGGAAGGAGAUUGCGGUGAAGCAGCUCAAGUCAGGGAGCGGACAAGGGGAGAGGGAGUUCCAUGCCGAGGUCGACAUCAUUGGUCGGGUUCACCAUCGCCACCUCGUGUCUCUAAUUGGCUACUGCAUCUCUGGUGCACAGAGGAUGUUGGUCUAUGAAUUUGUUCCUAACAAGACCCUUGAAUACCACCUCCAUGGGAAGGGACUCCCAGUGAUGGAUUGGUCGAGGAGACUGAAAAUUGCGUUAGGAUCAGCUAGAGGCCUUGCCUACUUGCAUGAAGACUGUCAUCCUAAAAUAAUUCACCGGGAUAUCAAGUCUGCAAACAUUCUUCUGGACCUCAAAUUUGAAGCAAUGGUGGCAGAUUUUGGUUUGGCUAAGCUUUCAUUAGACAAUCACACUCAUGUUUCGACCAGAGUGAUGGGAACCUUUGGGUAUUUAGCUCCUGAAUAUGCAUCGAGCGGAAAGCUAACAGAGAAAUCUGAUGUCUUCUCGUAUGGAGUAAUGCUACUUGAGAUAAUAACAGGAAGAAGACCUGCCGACACUCAUUCAUUCAUGGAAGAUAGCUUUGUAGAUUGGGCGAGGCCAACUUUGUCGCGAGCUUUGGCUGAUGGAGAUUAUUAUGAACUAGCCGAUCCACGCUUAAAUGGAAAAUAUGAUCUCGUGGAAAUGGCACGCAUGGUGGGAUGUGCUGCUGCUAGCAUUCGUCAUUCGGCCAAGAAACGACCCAAAAUGAGUCAGAUUGUUAGAGCACUAGAAGGUGCUGUACCACUUGAAGACUUGAAUGAGGGAGUGAGGCCGGGCGAAAGUAUGCUCUUUAGCUCAGGCUCAGACUAUGAAACUAGCUCAUACAACUCGAGCAUGAAUCGCAUUAGGAAAGUUGUACUAACUCCUGAGUACACUGAUGAAUUCAAUGAGCCAAUUUCAAAGUAUGAACCCACUCUUCCUUCUCCAUCAAACAGCGAUGGGUUCUUUGACGAUGAGUUGGAUCAUAUUGGAAACCAAAGGCAUGGACCUCAUUCACCGUUAUGAGGAUGCAUUUUUGGAAUAUAAUUGAGUUCAGGUUCUCUCUUGAGGAUAAUGUUUCCUCAUAUCCAAUCUUUGAGCAAGGCAAGUACAUGUCAUCGCUCGAUCUCCAAGUUGAUCCCUUGCAGUAAUCUUUACCCGCAAAACACAAAAACAAAGGGAUUGGUGACUAAAGAUGUAUUCUUCAAUUGUUUUGCCUAGCGCUACACUAAGAGUAACUAUUUGCCUCGUGCUGGAUUAUUCAAAUGUGGACAUCAAAAUGUAGGAUGCAUUGU
Messenger RNA from Zingiber officinale, 2180 nucleotides. Its product is annotated as proline-rich receptor-like protein kinase PERK15. The record is from RefSeq and is a predicted model, not a curated record. Gene Ontology annotation, biological process: protein phosphorylation. The transcript is spliced from 8 exons. NCBI's taxonomy places the organism in Eukaryota, Viridiplantae, Streptophyta, Magnoliopsida, Zingiberales, Zingiberaceae. Gene Ontology annotation, molecular function: protein kinase activity; ATP binding. The coding region runs from base 1 to 1911 and encodes 636 amino acids.